UCCUUCCUACGUUCUUCCGGUUCCACAGGUUUCAGAAGUGGUCGAACUUCUGACUGCGUCAGAUCUGCUUAACUUUUCGUUGGCACGCAACAUUUUCCUUAUUGGUAUUUUAUAUCCUCAGGCAUCUCCGUGUAAUUUAUCGACUUAUUUAAAGGUUGUUACUGAGGUUGAGUGAAUUAUGAGGAGUUUAUGACAGAAACCUUUCUUUAAGUGAAGAAGCUUGGGAUGAUUCUUCCCGCUCGUUGAGUGACAGGUUACCUAAGAAAGUGCCAUCAUGUGGACAGACAAACAAAGAGGGCUCAGAGUUUCCCAGGAGGAGCUGCUUUGCAAGAACGCCUGUGGGUAUUAUGGAAACCCAGCGUGGAAAGGCUUCUGCUCCAAGUGCUGGAGAGAGAGAUCACGCCCACCUGGAUCACAAAGACAAGACACGAGACCCAGCAGCGAUGGAGCCCCACCCACAUUCUCCAAAUUUGAGGAGAAGAAAAACAUUGAGAAGGGUCGACGAAUAAGCACAGUGAGGCGGCUGUUCUGGGGCAGCUCUUCACCUCCAAAACCCCAAGAGACCUCUGAAAGUCACACUAAGAUGUUAAAAGCCUAUGAGAGCCUUGAGCCUGGAGACUUCACUGGUUUUCUAAAGAUCCUGCGGAGUCCAUCUUCUCAGCGUCUGCAGUCCCGCUGCACAGCUUUCCUCAACACAAUGGAGGCUUAUCAUAAUCUGCAAAUACAGAAGCAGUCGGACCUUGUCCAGGAUUUCUAUCAGUCUUUUGCUGAAUAUUUUAGAAGCUUUUCAGAGACUCAGGUCACUCAGAUAAUGGAGCAUGUGGAGAAGCUUAUAAUGACUCGUUUGCACAAAUGGGUUUUCUGCCAUGACAGCUGUGAUGAUGAACAGAAGGACCUGGCUCUUCAGCGCCGAAUACGCUCCCUAAACUGGGUCACACCACAGAUGCUGAGUGUGCCUUUUCCAGAUGAAGACACCCCAGUCACAGGCGACCCCUUCCUGCCUGCCAUCACAGCCAUAAUAGAAAUGGAUGCCAAGCGAGCGCCGCAGGACAAGCUAGCCUGUGUGUCAAAGUGCAGUCAGCACAUUUUUGAAGCGCUGUCCACCUCCAACAAUGAGCCUGCAAACGCGGAUGACUUCCUGACGAGCCUGGUGUAUGUGGUGCUGAAAGCCAAUCCGCCUCGCCUCCACUCCAACAUGCAGUACAUGAUUCGUUUUGGCCUCCCUCACAGCCUCAUGGCUGGAGAGAGCGGCUACUAUUUCACAAACUUGUCCUGUGCGGUGGCUUUCAUUGAGAAGCUGGAUGGACCAGCACUCAACCUCAGUCCUGAGCAGUUUGACGGCUACAUGCGAGGUCAGCGCGCUCCUGCUGCAUUAAAGAAGGCCAACGGCACUCAGAAACUGCUGGAAGAGCUGCAAGGAAGGCAGGAGAAGCUGCACCAAGGUGUGGAUGCUCUGAAUAUGCAGCUGCAGAAGUGGGUCCAAGUAGUUAAUUCCCAGCUGGAUGAGGCAACGAGCCAGUUCGAUAAGGUACAGAAGGAGAUAACGGCUCAGACGGAGGCCUCUGAGGUCGUGACCUCUUCAGCUGAGGAUGGAUCCCAACAGAAGGAGGAGGAACAGUAGUCUGAGUGUGAAGCUCUAACAGAAACGGUCUGAGAGCCCACCAGAGGCAUCAGAACCCCCUGGUGUGGUACCUCAUGAUCAGCACUAACAGACGAACGCUGCUGGACAAACGAGACCUACAUUCCACUGACAGAUUUGCACAAGUUUCCAAUCAAAGAGACGUGACUCAUGAGAUGAAGAAAGGAGGAUGAAGGAAAACUUGAAGGAAACUUGGGACACAUUUGUCCUGAGGCAUCUGAAGGGCCAAAAUAUCUUUAUCAAGUUAUUCUAACUUUAUUGAGGUCAUUAAAACACAUGCCAGCUUAGUUUUAUGCAUUAACACAAAGGCACUUCUAACACUUAAAGGUGCUGAACACAAAAUGUUUUCCCUUAUGUCAUGUACCGCAAUGACUUUAUGGUGACAGGUCAAAAUGUGAACUAGUAUCAACCACUACAAGUUUACAAGGGGAUGUUUGUGACAAAGGUUUCUCAGAGCUGUCUAACUUAUAAAAUGUUUUUCUUUGCAAUUUUGUGUAACACAUUUCCAUAUGUGAUGGUGUACAAAAGAUGUUUACAGUUGUUGAUUUAUGAAGAAAAUUAAAGUUAUAUUUUUGUUCAAUAAUUGAAUCAAAUUAUAGAUUAAAGCGAUUUGAUUUACA
Messenger RNA from Xiphophorus couchianus (Monterrey platyfish), 2259 nucleotides. RefSeq names its product rab5 GDP/GTP exchange factor-like. NCBI's taxonomy places the organism in Eukaryota, Metazoa, Chordata, Actinopteri, Cyprinodontiformes, Poeciliidae. Gene Ontology annotation, molecular function: DNA binding; zinc ion binding; guanyl-nucleotide exchange factor activity. The coding region runs from base 275 to 1621 and encodes 448 amino acids. The record is from RefSeq and is a predicted model, not a curated record. Gene Ontology annotation, biological process: vesicle-mediated transport. The transcript is spliced from 9 exons. Gene Ontology annotation, cellular component: endocytic vesicle; cytosol.